AGUGUUUUUUGAGUUUAGUAAAUGACUGCAGCAAGAAAUUCAGAAGGUCUGGCUUCUUUUCAUUCGGAGUAUGUUGACCAUGGCAGAAACACGUUUGAUCAACUCCUCACAAAAACCUGGUUUAAUGUAUUAAAUAUCAGAAAGACUGGAAAUUUCAAAAGGUCUGCGCCUCCCUAACUCACCAAGACAAUGGGACACUCAGAAUGCAGCAGUAACAAUCUACUCUGGGGAAAUUAUCGUCUUCAGAAUAAGACAACCUGCAGUACACUAACCAAAUACAGCAAGGUGCCCGUUACUGCUUGUGAUCUGGUCGAUGUAAUCAUCUCUUUGGGAUAAAUGUGUAUAAUGUAUAUUUAAUGGGAAGAUACGCUACUAAGUAAACGUGUUUGGGCUGUGGAUUUUCCAGAGGUAUAACGGUACAAUUUACAGUGGCAGUUGUCGCUCCUGCUGAAAUUGACACUGAAAACCACUACAACUGUAAGUUCAGGUACAUUCUGGGGGAAAAUUCUCUUCGAGCCUCUGCGUGUAGAACAAAGGAUUUAAAACCGCGAAUUUCCUAGAGUAAAAGGAGAUUUAUAAAGCAAGCUGAAUGUGGAUACAAGACUGUUUUAACGUAAACAAGUAUUUUGUAUCUACAGUCCAGAAAUCAGCGGUUUGAUGAACGAUUAUGCGAAUUAACGAUCAGUGUCCUAAACGGUUUACGGGACUUUACCAUCGCGCUGAUCUUUUUGGGAAACAUCGACAAUUUUCAACGGUGUAUUCUGUACACACCCUUUAAAAAGGAGAUUUGCUCACCUUGGGAGUGCAACAUAAAGCUAGAGAUUCGACUAAUUCGUCAACACAUCAGAUCACCGUUUUCUUCAGAAGCAAAUAUGUACCGUUUAAACGCACUUGGAAUUUAUCUGUGGGAAACAAUAGUAUUUUUCAGCUUGGCUGCCUCCAAAGAAGCGGCUGCUCGAAAAGCCACUACUCCAAUGGCUCCGUCUGAAUUUCUGGAUAAGCUCAUGGGCAAGGUGUCUGGAUAUGAUGCAAGAAUCAGACCUAAUUUUAAAGGUCCUCCAGUAAAUGUCACAUGCAACAUCUUUAUCAACAGCUUUGGAUCUAUUGCUGAAACCACAAUGGAUUACAGAGUGAACAUCUUUCUACGGCAGCAGUGGAAUGACCCUCGUUUGGCCUACAGUGAGUACCCUGAUGACUCCCUUGAUCUGGACCCAUCCAUGUUAGACUCCAUUUGGAAACCAGAUUUAUUUUUUGCCAAUGAGAAAGGAGCCAACUUCCAUGAAGUCACAACUGACAACAAAUUGCUGCGAAUUGCAAAAAACGGAAAUGUAUUAUACAGCAUCAGAAUAACACUGGUACUGGCUUGCCCAAUGGACCUGAAGAACUUUCCCAUGGAUGUGCAGACGUGUAUUAUGCAGUUGGAGAGCUUUGGUUACACCAUGAAUGACCUCAUCUUUGAGUGGGAUGAAAAGGGAGCUGUGCAGGUGGCUGAUGGACUAACAUUACCUCAGUUUAUUCUUAAAGAAGAGAAAGACUUGCGCUACUGCACAAAACACUACAACACAGGCAAAUUUACGUGCAUUGAGGCUCGCUUCCAUCUGGAGAGACAGAUGGGCUACUAUCUUAUCCAGAUGUAUAUCCCAAGUUUACUCAUUGUCAUCCUAUCCUGGGUGUCCUUUUGGAUCAACAUGGAUGCUGCUCCAGCACGAGUUGGUCUGGGGAUCACUACUGUACUUACAAUGACCACACAGAGCUCAGGUUCAAGAGCUUCACUGCCUAAGGUGUCCUAUGUAAAAGCCAUUGAUAUUUGGAUGGCAGUGUGUUUGCUCUUUGUGUUUUCUGCCCUGCUGGAAUAUGCUGCAGUAAAUUUCAUUGCACGGCAACAUAAGGAGCUCCUUCGCUUUCGCAAGAGGAGGCGACACCACAAGGAGGAUGAAACUGGAGAAGGUCGAUUCAGUUUUGCAGCGUACGGGAUGGGUCCAGCUUGCCUGCAGGCCAAAGAUGGAAUAUCUAUCAAAGGCAACAACAACAAUGCUCCAGCAACAACUGCCCCACCUGAGAAAUCAAUUGAAGAGAUGCGCAAACUUUUCAUCAGCCGUGCCAAAAGGAUCGACACAGUGUCUCGUGUGGUCUUUCCACUUGUCUUCCUGAUUUUUAACAUUUUCUAUUGGAUCAUUUACAAGAUAAUACGCAGUGAAGAUGUCCAUAAGCAGUAAAUCAAAUCAGCAGAAUGGAUAACCAAAUAGCUGUGGUGGUAAAUGAUGUGUUUUAUUUCUUUAUUUAUUUCUUUCUUUUUUAUUUGUUUUAGUUUUUUCCAGGAUCAUUCCAGACCUGUGCAAUAGCAAUGCAGUAAAAUGCAUGAAAUAUGAAUGUGGCAAUAUUUAAAAUAUAAUUAAAUAAAAAUGACCUUUGCAAAGGAAAAUACACUUUAUAAAUGGAUUUUGUGAGAAGGAGAAGAAAGGACAAAACAAGAAAGCUCUUUCAACAACCUAAACUGGUUUCAGAGACACCCCUGCUGGAAAAAAGUAGAACGACAAAACCUAAGCAUUGUAAAUUAUGUAUAAUCAAAAUACUGCUGACUUCCAUUCACUAUUAGGUAAUUGGACAUAAAGCAUGUCAUUUGAAAGCUGAAAUGACUGAAAAAUGAAAAAAAAGUUGUACCCGUGUGCUUUAGGAAAAUAUAUACGCAAUUUUUUUUUUUUUUUUCAAACUAGGCAUCAGAAAAGUAGGACUGCUUGUUUGAUUUUUAGUUUUACAUUUCAGAAUCAUUUCCAUAAACUUAAUGUUUGUCCAUAAUGAGUGGAGUACAGUGAAAUGGGGAAAUCCGAAACACUGGCUUGAUUCCUGCUGAUAUUCUUGCAUUUCAGGGGGUGCACUUUUGAUUCCCAUUCCAGCACUUUGCUUAUGGCGACGCACAGACUGACAAAUUCAGUACUGAUCAUUUCUGUGACUUUAUACUGUAGUGUGUGGCAAAAUUCUUAAUCAGAUGAUUUCAUUUCUUUUCUUCUUAUAUAGUCACAGGUGUGUAGAUAGAAAGGAAGCAAUCUGACAGAGCAUUUUAUAUUUUCAUAUAAAUCAUUUCAUAAAGUAUUUUUUUCACAUUCCUAAAGAUUUUAUAUUUUUAAAAGCAUAAAACAUGUUAGUGAAUCCCAAUGUGUCCAAGAAUGCAAAUUGUAGAAAAAUGUAACUAUCCAAGCACCAAGACAGUUAGCUACAUUUUUUAUUGUAGUGAUAUAAAACUUCCUAUUUAGUGUAAGUAUUAUAAGUACUACAGUGGUAAAGCAAAUGCACAGAAUGAAUGCUUCAGCUUUAUAGUAGGUUAAAUAUUUAUCUCAAUAUGAUUUUACUCUUUGUUGAGCUCUAUUUAAGCGUAUACUGCAGAUGUGCAUAUGUUGCUGUUAAUAUGGGAAUAAUUUUGACAAAAUGUUGAUGCAAUAUGUUUCAUUAAUGCGAAAUCAUCAGAGAUGUUCUUUCUGUUGGCAUCUUUCAUCUGUUAUAAUUUUAUUUAUUCAUGUUUUUUUUUUGUUUUUUUUUUAAAGUCAGGGAUCAGAAAUAAAAGUCAUUGUCAGAAGCAGGUCCGCAUAAGUAUGGCAGCAGUUAUGAGAUGUUUCCAUUCAAUUCAUUCAGUAAUCUUUCUUUCAUUCUGCCCUUAGAGAAUAGCUAACUUUUAGCUCCCUGACACAAAAACCUUUAAAAAAUAUUAUCUUUUAUUCUGCUUACUGGUACUGUUUCUUUCUUUUCUACUCAUUUCACAUUGUGUGCAUUAGGUAGACUUACUAAUUAAAUAUUCCUAAUGAAAUACCCACAUAAGACAAGUUAAAUGUUAUUCAAGAGCCACAAAUGAUUUUUAUGUCAAAAAUAAAUAGGUGUAUUAAUCAAAUAAGAAUUGUUCUGUAGUGGUCAAAGCACUGAAAUCGAAAGCACGAGGCUGACGAUUCAUUUGUGACCCUGGACAACCCACCGAGUCUGCUUUUGCUUUUGUAGCUUACAACGCUUAAAGCCACAUACAUAUUCAAUAUGCAUAAUUAAAAAAACAUCUUGUUUUUGUGUUUUAGCAGUACUCAGAUCAAUUUUCUUCUUACAAAAUUAUGUUUUACUAUCAUUUCUUUUGCCUUCCUGAAAACAAGUUUACUCCUGCUCCACAGACUAAAACUAUUUUUUCGUUUCCUUUUUUAUUAUCAUCAUCAAGUUUUAAAACCUAAACAUUAUACGGGAAAGGGUGGAUCCUAAAAAUAUCUGCCUUUAGAUAUAGUAAUCUAUCAUCAGUACUCUCAUACUUUUUAAAACUGAUAUAAUCAUAUGUGCAAUGUCAAGAAAUGUGAAGUGUUUAACGUAAGACUAUAAUUACCUUUUCUUAGUGACAACUGGACAUUUAAUAUGAGAUUCCCAAUUUUUUAGAUCAUCAGUCUCCAGCUCUGGUCCUGGAGCGCUACUGUGGCAACAAUUUUUUUUUUUUUUUCUCAAAGUCUUUCCUUUACUUAGUGACGAGUUUUUGCUUCUAAUGAACUCUUUUGUCUUCAUUUUAAUUGUCUUGCUAUUUAAGACUCCAGACCCUUUUUUUUUUCCUUAAUUAGCAGUUGAACAAUAAUGAGAUCCCAUUGUCACUUGGUGACACAAACAUGAUGAAUAGGAGGUGUUGGGCCUUCAAAAAGGCUUUACUAUCCAGGCCUGGCUUCCCUUACCUGCCUGGGAAAGGCCUCACCAUAAUGGGGCUAAAUCCCAGCUGCAAUGGCCUGCCUCAUGCUCUGCAGACCCAAAAGGGAUUUUAGCCUCAAAAUGAUCUCAAGAGUCCCCAAAUGUAUUAAAAAAACACAACAAUAAGGUGGAUAUUAAUUAAAUAUCCCAUUAAAUUGUGAAUGAAGGGUAAACAAAGAUUUUUAGAAAGAGAAUGAAUUUAUUAAUAAAAAUAUAAAAAUAUAGGGGCAGGCUCCUAAUGCCAAAUAGAGGUAAAUGAGUUGCUGAAAUAAAGUCCCAAAAAAAGAAUCCAGAAAUCCUUAAAUAAAGCAAUAAUAAUUAAAAAUUAAAUGUAAUCGUAAAUAGAAAUAAUCACAAAGAUUACAUAAAACAAAAUGCUUGGCUGCUGUACCCUGGCUUUUAGUCAGUCAUUGUCCAACCCGCUAUAUCCUAACACAGGGUCACGGGGGUCUGCUGGAGCCAAUUCCAUACAAC
Molecule: messenger RNA, 5169 nt
Organism: Polypterus senegalus (gray bichir)
Lineage: Eukaryota; Metazoa; Chordata; Cladistia; Polypteriformes; Polypteridae
Gene: glra1
Product: glycine receptor, alpha 1
Exons: 9
Coding region: 873-2216 (447 amino acids)
Biological process (GO): nervous system process; signal transduction; regulation of membrane potential
Cellular component (GO): synapse; neuron projection; postsynaptic membrane
Molecular function (GO): transmitter-gated monoatomic ion channel activity; extracellularly glycine-gated chloride channel activity; transmembrane signaling receptor activity
Source: RefSeq, a predicted model, not a curated record